AUGAGAGGUCGUAUUGGUGGUACGUGGGAGGCCUUUGUAGAUGCUUUCCAAGAGAAGUUCUUAGCCCCAACUGUCAAGGAGAAGCUGAGAGACCAGUUUUGUCAGCUCAAGCAGCUAAGUUUAUCAAUGUCCGAGUUUAAGGCCACAUUUACUAGCUUAUCCAGAGUAAAUAAGUUGCUCAUAUAUAUAUAUAUAUAUAUAUAUAUAUUCCCCCAUCAAAAACCAUCCCCAAAACGAAUCCACAACCCUCCAUCUCCAACUCGCCAUGAAACCCUAGCCAAUGUCGAUAACAAUGGCGAAGACAGAAUUAGCAAUUUGCCAGAAUCGAUUCUCUGUCACAUCCUCUCCAAACUCCCCACCAAAUUCGCCGCCGGCACAGCCAUAUUAUCCACCAAAUGGAACAACCUCUUUGCUUCAAUCCCCAAUCCCACCCUCGACAUCGACGAUUCUCUGCUCUUGAAUCCCCACAACAACACCACCAAUUCCAUUUUCAUCAAUUUCAUGAACCAUUUGUUCACAGUCACUCUCAUCGACGUCCCAACCAUUCACAAACUCCAUCUCCAGUGUCAUCACGACUAUGGCAAUUCCAACAUUGAUGAAUGGGUAUCUAUUGCUUUAAAGCGAAAUGUAACUGGGCUUUCGUUGUUCUUCAAUGUGAAGAACACGGGUGUGUCAAUUCCUGGUCUUUUUGACUCCACAACGCUUGUGGAUUUGUUGUUGAGCCAGCACUAUGGUUUGAGUGUUCCGGAUUCGGUUUGUUUGCCGAAACUUAAGCGCCUUUAUUUGGAUUAUGUUGGAUUUGUCGAUGGAGAAUCGUUCGAGAGGGUUGUUGAUGGAUGCCCUGCUCUUGAAGAAUUGUCUUUGGAUGGUGUUGAAUUUCAGGAGAUUGAAGUUCUUUGUAUCUCUUCGAGUACGAUUAGGUUUUUAUUAGUGCACAAUUGCUACCACAAUGAGUGUGAGGUUGUGAUGGAUACCCAGCACUUGAAACAAUCUUCUACAAUGAUUAUGCACCCAUAUACUAUCCAUUGAUUAAUUUCAGCUCUCUUCUUAAAGCUCAUAUAGACAUUGGACCUAGUGAGGAACAACUGGAGGAGGAGGAAGAAGACGAAACAUCGCAGUAUGGUCAAAAUGUGUCCAAGCUUGUUGCAGCAUGCUCUAAUGUUGGUUUUAUGUAUUUAUCAAAUUCUUCAGUUUCGGCUAUUAGUUGUGCUCAUCUUCGAGUGCCUACUUUUUACAAUUUGACAGAAUUGUUUCUCGGUGAUAUCAACGGUCAUGGAUGGGCAUUGUUGCCGCACUUGCUUGAAAGUGCACCUAAUCUUGAAAUCCUUGCCUUCAUGGAGGGGUUUUCUGAGUAUACAGGGUGCUAUGCAAAAUUUCAGAACUCUCUGCAACAUUGUGUGCCUACUUGUGUAUCAUCACGUAUUCGCGACAUUUUCUUUGAGGAAUUCAAUGGGGAGGGAGAUGAAUUCGACCUGGUAGAAUAUUUUUUAAAGACUGGUCAAGUUAUGACAAAGAUGGAAUUCAGCUUUUCUUCUUCGUUGCCUUUAGAGAAGCAGUACAGCACUUGGACAAAAUUAUUAUUGAUGCAAAAGGGCACAAAGACCUGUCGGGUUGAGUUUAGAAAGGAAGUAACAGUUAAUGUCGUGACAUUUUGUCUCUUGGGUGACGAAAAUGAAAGCCAACCUAGAGAUUGAAA
This is a messenger RNA of Camellia sinensis, 1696 nucleotides long. NCBI's taxonomy places the organism in Eukaryota, Viridiplantae, Streptophyta, Magnoliopsida, Ericales, Theaceae. The record is from RefSeq and is a predicted model, not a curated record.